Molecule: messenger RNA, 1424 nt
Organism: Zingiber officinale
Lineage: Eukaryota; Viridiplantae; Streptophyta; Magnoliopsida; Zingiberales; Zingiberaceae
Product: oxysterol-binding protein-related protein 4C-like
Exons: 7
Coding region: 89-1333 (414 amino acids)
Cellular component (GO): membrane; intracellular membrane-bounded organelle; cytosol
Molecular function (GO): sterol binding
Source: RefSeq, a predicted model, not a curated record
CUCCGCUCGCUAUCGACUCAGCGAAACAAAGUGCGGUAGCAGCGAUCGGCUCGCGACGGAGAAGGAAUCUCCGCCUCGAGAUCGAGUGAUGGCAUCGCCCAUUCAUAGGAUUGGAUUUCAGUCGCAUCGAGUGAUGAUCAGGAAGAAUGAAAGGGAAGGGGAGGCAGAAGAAGAAGGAAAGAGGGUGGUGCUGACGGCGCCGCUGGCUCUGGAAGGAGGCCUGGCGGCGGAGCACCGGCCGCCUAACUUCCUCCAACAACUGCUCGGGCUCUUCUGCAACGUACGGCCAGGAUCCGAUCUCAGCCGCUUCCAGCUACCAUCUCUCUUCAACAUGCCCAAGUCACAACUCCAAUGCUAUGGAGAAAUGGUUUACUGCUACAAUGAGGACUACUUGUGUAAGUGUGCCCAAGGACAGAGCAAGCUUAAUAGGUUUAUUUCAGUGGUUGCUUGGAGCAUAUCAACCACAAGACCUGCAAUAUUUGGCCAGGCUCCUUACAAUCCCAUUUUAGGAGAAACUCAUCAUGUUUCUAGAGGAUCCCUUAAUGUCCUCCUUGAGCAGGUCUCUCAUCACCCUCCAGUGACUGCUCUCCAUGCAACCGAUACAAAUCUUAAUAUAGAACUGAAUUGGUGCCACAGCGUUGUUCCCAGGUUCCAUGGUACCAGUGUUGAAGCUGCAAUCAAAGGAAAGAGGCAGCUGAAGCUUUUGACGUUCGGGGAGAACUACGAAAUGGAUUCACCAAACUUGAUGAUAAAACUAAUUCCCCCAACUGGUGCUGACUGGAUUGGGAAUGUUAGAAUCAGGUGCAAAGAUUCUGAACUGGAGGCAGAUCUCUGCUACUACAAGAGCCAUAGGUUCCUUGGGUUUGGUGGUAGUUCUCGAUUUGUCAAGGGAACAAUCUCCCACUCAAACACAUCGAAAACAAUCUAUCAAAUAGAGGGCGAGUGGGACCGAGUCGUCGAGUUGAAAGAUGUCCACAGCGGAGAGGUUAUGGUUUUGUAUGAUGCCAAGAAAGCCAUCUCUCAACUAAACACUCCUGUGUUGGGGGUUCCACAGAAGGUGUGGAACACGGAGUCGACCAAGGUAUGGGGUGAAUUAAGCCAAGCUAUUUUGAGCAAGGAUUGGGGAAAAGCUUCAGAGAUAAAGAGAAGAAUAGAAGAGCAUGAGAGGAAGAAACAAAGAGAAAGGUUAUCAAAUGGGAAAGUUUGGAUUCCCAAACAUUUCUCAGUGCCUCACUCCAUGGCGGGCAACAAUAAUGAGUGGGAAUGCUCUCCAUUAGAGCCAUUAGUUCCACCAGCUCCAAUCAUUCUUCCCCUACAAACCAUGGGGAUGUAAUUACUGAUUACAACGUGGACAAACCUUAUGUGUUUAUUGUCAUCCUUAUAUGUGUUUAUUGUCAACUUAAGAAAAGUUGACGUUAUUAUCA